CAGUCGCAGCAGGUCUGUGCAAAGAAAGGUUAACCGACCGAGUCCAAAGAAAAGGGGACUGACUGCUGAUUGAGCUUCAGUUUUAGCUCGUAAUCCUCUGAAUCUUCUCUCUUUUCUCUUCCAGAAUCUGAUCAUAGUUUGCUCAAUUCAAUAACCCAUAUUUCUACUUCAUGGAUCUGCCAUUUUCCGCUCCUUUCCUUCUCAGUUUGCUUUCAUAUCCGUCUAGAGCUACCCUAUUUCUCUGAUUGUAAUUCUUGAUCGAGCAGCGUUUGACAUAGUGAAGAAGAAGAAGAAGAAUAAGAACAAGAAUGAAGGUACCCAGUUGCUCGGUUUGCCAGACAAGAUAUAACGAAGACGAACGCAGCCCUUUACUUCUCCAAUGCGGUCAUGGGUUUUGCAAGGAUUGUCUUUCUAAAAUGUUUUCCGCUUCGCCAGACACUACCUUGUCGUGUCCGCGUUGCCGGCAUGUUUCUAUAGUUGGCAACUCUGUUCAAGCCCUUAGGAAGAACUAUGCGAUACUAGCCCUAAUUCAUUCUUUAUUGAAAACAUCUCAUGUCUUAGACUGCGAUUUAACCGAUGACGAGGAAGAUGGGGAACGGGAUGAUGAUGUGAUAGGACAGAGCAGUCGACAGUCUAAUGGUUCAAGCUCUGGUUGCGAUGGAGGUGGAUCAGUGAUCGAUCUCUCCACUCAUAGUGACUUGAAGCUGAUUAAAAAAAUUGGGGAGGGUACUAGACCUGGUGUGGAGAUGUGGUCUGGAGUUCUGUCUGGAAGGUCCGGUCUUUGCCGCCAUCAAAUGGCGGUGAAGAAAGUGGCAAUUGGGGAAGACGCGGAUAUGGUCUGGAUGCAGACCCAAUUAGAGACUUUACGACGAGCGUCAAUGUGGUGUAGAAAUGUCUGCACAUUCCAUGGGAUUAUGAGUAGGGAAAGUGGUCUUUCUCUUAUCAUGGAUAAAUGUUAUGGUUCCGUCUUGACUGAGAUGAAAAGGAAUGAAGGUCGGCUAACACUUGAGCAAAUUCUGAGAUAUGGGGCAGAUAUAGCUAGAGGGGUUACUGAGCUUCAUGCAGCAGGUAUCGUUUGCAUGAAUUUGAAACCAUCAAAUCUUCUUUUGGAUGCAAAUGGGCAAGCAGUUGUUUCAGAUUAUGGACUUCCAGCCAUUUUCAAAAAACCAAACUGUGGGAAAGCUCAACUUGAGAAUGAUUCCUCGAGAAUCCAUUCAUGUAUGGAAUGUACAAUGUUGAGUGCAAACUAUACAGCUCCAGAAGCAUGGGAGCAGGAGAAGAAAUCAUUGAAACUUUUUUGGGAUGAUGCUAUCGGAAUUUCUACAGAAUCCGAUUCUUGGAGCUUCGGUUGUACAUUGGUUGAGAUGUGCACUGGCUCAAUGCCGUGGAUGGGUUUAAACGAGGAAGAAAUCUACAAAUUUGUUGUGAAGGCAAAGAGACAGCCGCCUCAAUACACUAGUGUUGUGGGAGUUGGAAUACCUAGGGAGAUUUGGAAGAUGAUUGGCGAGUGUUUACAGUUUAAGCCGUCUAAACGACCAACUUUUAAUGCAAUGCUCGCGAUAUUCCUUCGUCAUUUGCAAGAGAUUCCCCGUAGCCCUCCUGCAAGCCCUGAUAAUGAGGUAGCCAAACUCACGACAACUCUCCGACAACUUUCUCCUCUUUCGCACACGGUUGUUUCUCGACAAGAUCCAAACCAUCUUCAUCAGCUUGUAUCAGAGGGUAAUAUAAAUGGAGUCAGAGAAUUUCUAGAAAAGGGUGCAGCAGAAGAUGGAGGUGUCUCGUUUCGUUUGCUUCUAGAAGCUCAAAAUGCAGAUGGCCAGACAGCUCUUCAUCUUGCAUGCAGGCGAGGCAGUGCAGAACUUGUUGAGACGAUUUUGGAGUAUGAUGAAGCAAAUGUGGAUAUAGUUGACAAGGAUGGAGAUCCUCCACUUGUAUUUGCACUUGCGUCUGGCUCACCAGAAUGUGUCCGUGCUCUUAUCAGACGACGUGCUAAUGUCAGGUCUAUGCUGAGAGAUGGAUUUGGACCUUCAGUUGCUCAUGUUUGUGCUUAUCAUGGUCAACCAGAUUGUAUGCGCGAGUUACUUUUAGCUGGAGCUGAUCCUAAUGCGGUUGAUGAUGAAGGUGGAUCUGUAUUACAUAGAGCUGUUUCUAAGAAAUAUACAGAAUGUGCUCUUGUCAUACUGGAAUGUGGAGGCUGUAGAUCAAUGUCCAUCUUGAAUUCGAAACAAUUGACACCUUUGCACUUAUGUGUGGCAACAUGGAACAUCGAUGUUGUGAGAAGGUGGAUUGAGUUAGCAUCCAAGGAUGAGAUCGCUGAAGCAGUUGAUAUACCAAGUCCUAUGGGCAGUGCACUAUGCUUGGCAGCUUCUUUGAAAAAGGAUCACGAGGCUGAGGGGCGAGAGCUGGUGCAAUUAUUGCUUUCUGCUGGAGCAGAUCCUUAUGCUCAGGAUCCUCAGAAUGGUCGAACCGCACUGCAUGCUGCUGUUAUGGCUGGUGAUGCUCUGUUGGUUAAGAUUAUUCUCGAUGCUGGAGUUGAUGUGAACAUUAGGAAUGUGAACAAUAGAAUACCUCUUCAUAUGGCUUUGGCAAGAGGUUCAAGUUCAUGCAUUGGAUUGCUUUUGUCUGCUGGAGCAGAUUGUAAUUUGCAGGAUGAUGAAGGAAACAAUGCUUUCCAUAUAGCAGCUGAAUCUGCACAAAUGAUACGCGAAAAUCUUGGAUGGAUUAUCGUUAUGCUCAAUUACCCAGAUGCUGCUGUUGAAUCUAGGAAUCACAGUGGUAAAACGCUUCAUGAUUUCCUCGAAGCUCUUCCACGUGAAUGGAUUUCUGAAGAUUUAAUGGAAGCUCUGGUGAAUAAAAGCUUUUACUUAUCUCCUACAAUUUAUCAAGUAGGGGAUUGGGUCAAAUUUAAAAGAAGUGUAAUAACCCCAACUUAUGGGUGGCAAGCUGCAAACAACAACAGUAUUGGGUUUGUGCAAAACGUUCCAGAAAAAGACGAACUAUUGGUAUCGUUUUGCACCGGCGAAGCUCGUGUAUUAGCAAAGGAGAUUAUUAAAGUAAUUCCUCUUGACAGAGGGCAGCAUGUAAAACUUAAAACAGACGUCAAUGAGCCCAGGUUCGGUUUACGUGGCCAAUCACGCGAUAGCAUUGGGACAGUUCUAUGUGUUGAUGAUGAUGGGAUUCUUCGUGUUGGAUUUCCGGGAGCAUCGAGAGGUUGGAAGGCUGAUCCUGCAGAAAUGGAAAGGGUUGAAGAAUUUAAGAUCGGGGAUUGGGUACGAAUUCGCCCAACUCUUACUACAGCUAAACACGGAUUGGGUUCUGUAACACCAGGUAGCAUCGGUAUAGUGUAUUGUAUUAGACCCGACAGCAGUCUUCUUCUUGAUUUAAGUUACCUUCCAAAUCCAUGGCAUUGUGAACCGGAGGAGGUUGAGCCAGUUGUCCCAUUUAAAAUAGGCGAACGGGUUUGUGUAAGACGUUCUGUUGCUGAACCGAGGUAUGCUUGGGGCGGUGAAACGCACCAUAGUGUAGGGAAAAUAAGCGAGAUAGAGAGCGACGGUCUCUUAAUACUCGACAUACCAAACCGACCUAUUCCAUGGCAAGCCGAUCCUUCUGACAUGGAGAAAGUCGAUGAUUUUAAGGUGGGUGAUUGGGUGAGAGUAAAAGCUUCUGUGACUUCUCCGAAAUACGGUUGGGAGGAUAUCACGAGGAGCAGCAUUGGGAUAAUUCAUAGUUUGGAAGACGACGGUGACAUGGGCGUUGCGUUUUGCUUUAGAAGCAAGCUUUUUUGUUGCUCAGUUACGGACGUAGAGAAAGUUCCUCCUUUUGAAGCUGGACAGGAAAUUCAUGUCCUGUCGUCGAUUACCCAACCGCGACUAGGUUGGUCAAAUGAAAGUCAUGCCACCGUUGGAAAGAUAUCUAGGAUUGAUAUGGAUGGAGCUCUAAACGCUAAGGUUAUCGGAAGAACUAACUUGUGGAAGGUAUCACCCGGUGAUGUUGAACGGUUAUCCGGAUUCGAAGUUGGUGAUUGGGUGCGAUCCAAACCUUUCAUUGGAAAUAGGCCGAGUUACGAUUGGAACAAUUUCGGAAAAGAAGGUAUAGCGGUUGUACAUAGUGUACAAGACACUGGUUAUGUAGAACUCGCAUGUUGUUUCCGCAAAGGGAAGUGGAUCACUCAUUACACCGACAUUGAAAAGGUCCCGAGCCUUAAAAUAGGUCAACACGUUCGUUUUCGGACAGGAAUGGUCGAGCCAAGGUGGGGAUGGAGGGGAGCCCGCAACGAUUCUCGAGGCAUCAUCACAAGUAUCAACGCCGAUGCAGAAACGAGAGUCGCAUUUCUCGGCCUCCCGGGGCUGUGGAGGGGAGACCCUGCUGACUUCGAGCUAGAUCAAACGUUUGAUGUCGGAGAUUGGGUUAGAAUGAUAAAUGAUGUCGGCAGUUGGAGGUCAGUUGUCCUGGGGAGAAUCGGUGUCGUUCAAGGAAACAUCUACGAGGGAGACGUGUGUGACGGACGUGAUGUACGUGUAGGGUUUUGUGGUGAGCAAGAAUGUUGGAUAGGUCCAUCUCUAUAUCUAGAAAAAGUCGAUAAACUCGCGUUAGGUCAAAAGAUUAGGGUUAGAGUCUCGAUUAAACAACCUAGGUUCGGUUGGUCAUCACAGACCCACGAUAGCCUCGGUACAAUUUGCGCGAUCGAUGCAGAUGGAAAGCUGAGAAUACACACACCCGCAAGCACAAAACCUUGGAUGUUAGAUCCAUCCGAAGUGGAACGAGUCGAGGAAAUAGAAAUAAAAAUCGGUGAUUGGGUUAAGGUUAGCUCCAAGGUGCCCACAUUGACACAUCAAUGGGGAGAUGUUACUCACUCGAGCAUUGGUGUGGUACAUAGGAUAGAAAACGGGGACCUUUGGGUUGCGUUUUGCUUUCUCGAGAGGCUAUGGCUAUGCAAAUCAUUCGAAAUGGAGAGAAUACGUCCUUUUAGAGUCGGAGACAAGGCGAAAAUCAGAGAUGGAUUGGUGAUGCCAAGAUGGGGAUGGGGAAUGGAAACUCACUCGAGCAAAGGUGUAGUUGUGGGAGUUGAUGCUAAUGGAAGGUUAAGGAUUAAAUUUCAAUGGAGAGAAGGGAAACCAUGGAUUGGUGACCCUGCUGAUAUUGCAAUAGACGAGAGCUAGAUUUGAUUCAAGGUCUUUCUUUUUUAUUUACAAGGUAAUUGAUAGGAGUACAUAAUAAGAAUAAUCACAUUAUCAUCAUUUUGUUAUAUUAAUGUAAUGUUUCCAAAUUUUCUUUCUACCAUAUAUUUAAUUUACAUUAGUCUAGAUUCUUUAUUGCUAAUAUAUUUUGUUAUAGUUACUUAAUGUAUACUGUUAUAAAAUUUCUUACUAUAAAUUUAUGG
Impatiens glandulifera is the source of this 5380-nucleotide messenger RNA. Its product is annotated as E3 ubiquitin-protein ligase KEG. The transcript is spliced from 16 exons. Gene Ontology annotation, cellular component: trans-Golgi network; early endosome. Bases 309 to 5159 code for a protein of 1616 amino acids. Lineage: Eukaryota; Viridiplantae; Streptophyta; Magnoliopsida; Ericales; Balsaminaceae. The record is from RefSeq and is a predicted model, not a curated record. Gene Ontology annotation, biological process: protein ubiquitination; negative regulation of abscisic acid-activated signaling pathway; defense response. Gene Ontology annotation, molecular function: ATP binding; protein kinase activity; protein binding.